Molecule: messenger RNA, 3007 nt
Organism: Mytilus trossulus (common blue mussel)
Lineage: Eukaryota; Metazoa; Mollusca; Bivalvia; Mytilida; Mytilidae
Product: coadhesin-like
Exons: 9
Coding region: 1-1224 (407 amino acids)
Source: RefSeq, a predicted model, not a curated record
AUGAAAUACAACAAGAAACAAGAACACAGAUCAAAAAGAAAGAAAAGUGAGACAAAUGACGCCAGCGAUGGUGAAUUACGAGAUAUCAGCCAACAAAGCAACUAUGAAUUUAUUGAACCUUCUAAUGGUGUGAAUGGUGACCAUGACACUUAUACUGCCACGAGUAUUGGUCAUGAUAAUACUCAGUUCAGUGGUGUAAAUGGAAACUGGAAGUCAUGGACAAGCUGGACAACGUGUAGUGCUUCCUGUGAUUCUGGCUUUAAAACAAGAAACCGCACUUGUAGUUGUAAUUAUAAUACAGAAAGGUAUUUUUGGUAUAACUGCAAUGGAGAGUCCUUUGAAGUAGUUAAAUGCAACACUGGAAGAUGUAGAGUAAAUGGAAACUGGGAAUCAUGGCAAAACUGGACACCGUGUAGUGCUAGUUGUGAUUCUGGCUUUAAAACUAGAAAACGCCUCUGUAAUAAUCCAGUACCAUCAUCUAGUGAUUCAUACUGUAAUGGAGAGUCCUUUGAAGUACUUAAAUGCAAUACUGCAAGAUGUAGAGUUGAUGGCAAAUGGGGAAGCUGGAAUAUAUGGUCAGUAUGCGAUGCAACUUGUGGUGGUGGUGUGAAGAAGCGUACACGUAAUUGCAACAAUCCAUGUCCUUCUGCUGGUGGGUCUUCGUGUUCAGGAAUGGCAGAAGAAACGUUAUUUUGCGCCAAGAGUAAAUGUCCUGUCAAUGGCGGCUGGACAGAUUGGAACGUUUGGAGCUUAUGUUCGUUCUCUUGUGGUUCAGGAAAUAGGAGAAGGACUAGACUUUGUAAUAAACCUGCCCCCUCUUAUGGUGGAAUUAUUUGUAACGGAAAUACUUCAGAUGUGGUUUCUUGCAAUUCACAUGGAUGUCCUGCGAAAAGGAAUAUCAAUGGAGGUAACAGCGAAAGUCUUGCUGAAUUACAACACGAUCAACAUGGCUAUGAUCGCCCAGUUCGGGUUAAUGGCAUACAAAGUAACGUUUAUGACACCUUCAAUACUGAGAGUAAUGUUUCUGAUAAUACACAAUGCAUUGCUGACAGUGUGAAUACCGGUGAAUAUGCUAAUAUUGUAUGCAAUGACGACAAUAUGGAAACCAGUGCACAUGCAAAAAGUCCAUGUAACGCUGAGAAUAUCGAAACCGGUGCACAUGCUAAUAUUCCAUGCAGUGCUGAUAAGGUUGACAAUGUAUACGAGAAUCUGAAAAUUUUCUAAAGCUGUUUUACUCAACGUACUUAUUUUAAACUGGUAGUGUUAUUCUAUUUACAUUCAGACAGUUAAACUAUAACAUUAUCAAAAUACCGUUGAUAUGAAUUGAUAUGAAUUUCCAGUAUAUAAGAAAUACUUCCACAGUCUUGAAUCAACACCGGCGUAUUUAUCGUCUUACUCUCCAGGAUGGGUUUAGCUCAUUGUUGACGGUACAACGAGUUAUUUUUUUUUUUUACCCUUUAUUUCCCGAAUAUAUUUGCAAAUUGACCAAUCUAUUAAUACACCCAUGAUAGAUAUAAUUUUAACUUUAACCUACAAGGCAUGAAUAUGUUCAGAUUUCUUUCUUAUGAAUAUCAGUAUGAUAAUCAGAUAAGAGCGAGCCGAACGUAGCGGAGAAUGGAUAUGACAUUUGUGUAAAGUGAGCCGAUCAACAUCGUCCAAAUUAUAUUUCUUAAUUGUUUCAUCGUCCACAAUUUUUUUUUCCAAUUUCGAUCAGUAUUUUAUGUUUGAUGAAAAACCUCUGCAAAUGUAAUUAGGUUUGUUUGAUAUGCAUUUGUAGUUGUCAUUAUUGGAAACUACCAGUCUGAGAGUUCUUGCUGUUUUCUAAAUGGAUCGGUAGUUUAUUUCCGAGAUCCUUUUUUUGUUUUUUCUACCUUAUACUACAGUGUGAAGGGUCAGUUUGGGUUAUGUUUCUUAUCCUAACAGGUUCCUCGUUAUUGUCUUUGACGUAUUUUAUCCAGACAUGUGGGGAACAACCGGUUGAACGUGUUCCAUUGCAUGUAUUUUGUUUUGCACUUUUUUUAUACUUUGAGGACUGGGCGAAUCAAGUGAGUGAGUGAGUUAGUAUGUUUUUUUUUUUUUAUUGUAUAAUGAUUUUGGAAAGUUAUAUCUGUCACGGCCUAGCGGCGGAACUGGAUAGGCAAAUGCUCACAUUAGUAUGUAUCGAUACGGACUCCAAAAUGCACUCCUUUAUAUGUCAUAAAUCAUGGUGCUGCUUUGAAUUAAAGAAUACAGAAACCAAAAUAUUAAUGUUAUAUAUAAUUAAAUCAUGUUAUUUUAACUUUGUUGAAAAAAUUACGCAACAGUAUGAUAUUACGAAUUAUUUUGAGCAUUGUUUGCAUGCAUCAAUGUCAAUUGAAGUUUCCAUAAACAUUUUGCUAUAUACACAGUCAUGCUUUUGAUUAUAUGCUGAUCACAAAAUAUGUAGAUAGAUUUAGCAAUGAAUAAAAAAAACAAACUUAUUGAUAACUUUGUAUUAAAGCAUGGUCGGUAUUUUUCAAGAAUCAUCUGUAAGUUUGUUUUUUUUAAAUAUAUAAGACGAAAUACACGGUUUACAGUUUUGUAUUUAUGAAGAGCCGUCAGUUAAGUUUUUAAAUCAUUACCUUGUACAAACGUUGUAUAUAUAGAAUACAUGUACAUUGUUUUCAAAUUUAAACAGGUCGCUUUCAUAAUGUGAACAGAUAUUAAAAAUAUUGUAUAUACUAAUAAAAAAAAUAAUUAAUUGGAGAUGAGUGUCCCUUUCUUUAAAGAUGUGAAAAAUUUGAGUAUAUACAUAAAAGAUAUAUUAAAAUUAGUUUAAAGAAACCAAUCAACGUUAAAACGUGUGCAGUUUUUAUAAGAAAAAAAUGAAGAUGAACUGAAGAUUUUACGGAGAUAAUUGUUUGUUUUUGUUUGCUGCAAAAAUAACACGUUGUUAUUCAUUAAUGUUGUAUGUCAUGCUACGCUAAUGUUUUUUUUUUAAAUUCCAUAUCGACAUAAUUUGGUAUUUUAUACUGUUUAUAUAUGUAUG